UCGUAAUCUUCAUAUAUCGUAUUUCUUAGCGGUUUGAUGUGGCAACUUCGAACGACAAACAUUUUUAACGAAAACAUAAACUGCAGCCAACUUCAGUACUAUUGAAAAAAGCCGGAUAAAAUUGUACAUGGUAUUUUUUUUGUUAUUUUGUUAAAAUACACAAAUUAAGCAUUUAAAUAUAUAAUAAUCAUGGCAAAUGUCGAGUCUAUGAUCGUAGAGGAAAAACCACAAACCAAACAAAUUGACCGUGAGAAAACUUGUCCACUACUGCUGAGAGUAUUCUGUUCAACUGGAAGACAUCACUCGGUAUCUGAUUAUAUGUACAAUAAUGUUCCCACUAACGAACUACAAAUCUAUACUUGGAUGGAUGCUUCUUUGCAUGAGCUUACCUCCCUAGUACGCGAUGUCAAUCCUGAUACUCGUAAGAAGGGUACAUAUUUCGACUUUGCUAUAGUCUAUCCCAAUUAUCGCAAUAAUCAUUUUCAAAUGCGUGAGAUUGGCGUAACGUGUACAGGACAAAAGGGAGCUGACGACAAUAAAACGUUGGCACAAGCAAAGUUUUGUAUCGGAGAUUUUCUUGAUAUUUCUAUUACGCCUCCAAAUCGUUUACCCCCAAUUAGACGCCCACGUCCCUACUAAGGAAUCAUUUAACUACUAUAUAUUUACAUACAUAUUGUACAUCUUCAGUCCCACUACACUCACUUUAAAUCAAUAACUAGGAUACUUAAGUUUUUUGGUUUAUGUUUUAUUUGAUAUCAACAACUGCAUCCCGACAGUUUUUCUUAAAAUAUAAAAAAUGGUAAGAAUUUAAAUUCCUUAUUUUAUUAUAAUUUUUUAAUAAAAUCUAUAAUAAUAAAAGUAAAAUAUACACAACGUAAAUAUGUAA
Messenger RNA from Lucilia cuprina (Australian sheep blowfly), 886 nucleotides. It is a transcript of the gene Bin1, whose product is annotated as histone deacetylase complex subunit SAP18. The coding region runs from base 190 to 639 and encodes 149 amino acids. Gene Ontology annotation, biological process: negative regulation of DNA-templated transcription. The transcript has 2 exons. The record is from RefSeq and is a predicted model, not a curated record. Gene Ontology annotation, cellular component: nucleus. Gene Ontology annotation, molecular function: transcription factor binding; transcription corepressor activity. NCBI's taxonomy places the organism in Eukaryota, Metazoa, Arthropoda, Insecta, Diptera, Calliphoridae.